AUGACAAAUGUCAUGCAAGCUACGAAUCCAUUUGAUGACACCUUUGAUUCAGGUCCCGUGGAUUCGUCAUUGCGGGUAAACAGCAGCAACAACAACAACAACCCCUUUGACUAUGAUCCGUCUGCUGGUAUCAAUCCAUUUGCGUCAACGGAUUCAGCGGGAGAAGAUACCACCACAUUGGAUGAUAAUUUGGACGUCCCUUCAGGAGCACCGGUGGAAGCUUCCUGGCAAUAUCUUGGCGAUUUGCCGUAUCGACGGGUUCCAAUCUACAACAAUGUACGAUGGUGCGAUGAGGGUAACGGAAAUUCGGACGUCUUAAAUUAUGGCUUGUCUGCAUUUCCUAGAGCUGCACUGCAACGACAUCCGGAAAUGCUGAAUCCCAAGGAAUUGCGAGAAUUGCUCAGUACUUCCACCGUUACCAAAGUCGUGGGUUGUCCACAUGGUGGACCCAUAGCGUCUGUGACACUGCCAAUUGUGGGACAAACUGCCUGGUUCAGUCAGACAGAAAUCCGCAUCAUGACUAGUGCAGGUCGCCAAUUGGCAAGGAUUGACUUUCCGUUGCCAGAAAUGCUUGAUCGAGGCAAAUACUCGCCAUCUGACAUUGCGGAAGUUGGAUUCACUGAUCGAACAACUCUGGUAAUUCUUUUGCGAGACUCUCUUUGUUUGACUUAUGAUUUGACUGGAGAGCCACUCCUGCCACCCUUUCACCUGUUGCCCAAGUCUGGGACAGAAGGACAAGGAUUUGAAUUGAAGCAUGCGACCGUGUUUGAAGGAGGCGCCGCAGUCUUGUCGAUUGCCAAGCAGUCGGCAAUGGUCGAAUUCUUGGACGAGCAUGAUGAUCCUUCUUAUUUUUCUAGUGCUCAUGCGGGAGCCAGAAAGAUUUUUCCGGACACUACAAUUUCAGAUUCUUUGGGAGGUAAGGGAGACUCGAUUGCCUCCUUUUGCGGUCUGGUCACCACAUUGCCCACGGCGGCAUUUGCCAGUGAAUACUUUUACUCCUAUGCUACUAUUGCAGUACUUCCAAGGACCCGAACUGCAUCCCGCCACCCGGAAAUCUUUUUGUCCACAACGGACAACUCGGUCGUUGUUGCCGAUGCUGCCACGACAGAAUUGAAGGAUUUGGAUUGUCGCUCGCAAAUAUCUUCACCGAUUGUAGCAAUGACAUUUGCUCCCAAUGGCCGUUUUCUAGCAUGCUUUACAGAGGCGUCGAUGCUGACGGUCAUUUCCACAACCUUUGAAACAAAGGUGCUAGACUUUGACACAUCGGAGGGCUCCAGACUGCCACCGUUGGAAAUGACGUGGUGUGGUGAAGACAGUGUCGUUCUGCAUUGGAAGAAUCUUGGAGUUCUCAUGGUUGGUCCCUAUGGUGAUUGGCUGCGAUUUCCCUACGAGAAUCAAGGCAAUCUGUAUCUCAUUCCUGAAAUGGAUUGCUGUCGAGUGGUCACUGAUGUCGCUGUGGAACUACUCCAACGGGUGCCACCUGCUACAGCUCUUUUGCUCCGAAUUGGCUCAAUUGAACCCGCUGCCAUGUUACUCGAUGCGACCGAUGCCUUUGAAAAUGGUUCCCCGGCUUCUGACGAGGCGGCGAAAUCUAUCACAGACUCGGGCAUGCUAUUGGAAGCGAUAGAAGGAUGUAUCGAUGCAGCAGUUCGAGAGUUUGACAUCACUACUCAACAAAGGCUGCUCCGAGCGGCAUCGUAUGGAAUGCAUUUUUCAUUCAAGGAUGGAUCCAGAGAAAAGAGAGCCAUCAUGGGAGGGAAACCCGAGGAAGGACAAGAUGAAAUGGCUCUACCAUCCCCACUUACUUCCAAGUUUGUAGAGUCUGCUCGCAAGCUCCGGGUUUUGAACGCUGUUCGGAAUCCAUCGGUUGGUUUCGUCAUGACUUCUUCCCAAUACGAUUCCAUCACCCCAAUAGGUGUAGUCGCCCGUCUGAUUGCAACCAAUCGAUCUGCAUUAGCGUCAUCCAUUAGCAAAUACUUGUCGCUUCCAAAAGCUGUCCAGCUGUUUGCCCGAGCUUCCAAAGCUGCUGCUUUUGUGGCUGGACAUAAACAACUUUCUGAUUCGGAUGCUGCCCAAGGUGCCAUGCAAAUUGUUCACGAAGCAAUCCCAUCCCAACCUUCCAAGAGUUUGUCAUCCAGCGUCAUUCGGGGUGGAUAUGCGACGGUUGCCAUGGCUGCCAACAAGGCUGGACGACCUGGAGUUGCAAACCUUUUGUUAAUGUUGGAGACAAGUGUAGCAGACAAAGUUCCGGCACUCAUUUCGACUGGAUCCUAUGCGGAUGCUGUUGCAGUGGCAACUUCGGCGAGCGAUGCCGAUUUGGUGUUCCACACAAUCAUGGCAUAUCAAAAGUACUGUUAUAUGAGCACACAAGAUACCGGUAGGGCGAACCAAGCGUUCAUGAGUACAGUGACCACAAAGUUUUCGAAAGAAGCAUUCCAUACGCUGCGAAGAUACAUGUCAACACUACCCGAUGUCAAGGAAGCCUUGAACCUCCAGCUACGGGCUCAAAAGUUUACUGACGCGGGGGUGACAAUGGCUCGAAGGGCUCUGGACAAGAGGAAGGAUACGCGAGAAAGGCUGAGUAUUCUUGCGGAGAGUUCUCGUGUCUUUGGAAUGGGCAAGGAAAAUGCCUUCUACAAGACAUGUACUGAUGACUAUCUCGAACUACUAAAGGAUCAAGAGGUCCUGCGGACAAAAUAUUCGUCACCCGAUGUGGCCCCUGAAUCAUCCUCAGUGGCAGCCACCAUUGCUUCCGUGUUGCACUACGCCGCGAUCAAUGAGAGGGAAAAGCACCGUCUGCUGACUGAUGCCGACAAAAUUGCCAAGAAAUUCAGAAUACCCGAAAAGCUUCUGUGGCACACAAAGGUCAGGGCUUUUGCCGAGACUGGGCUGUGGGGCAAUCUACGAACAUUGGCCGAUUCACGAGCAAAGCCUCCCAUCGGCUUUAAACCAUUUGCCCGAGCGGCGAUUCGAGGAAAUCAGAGCUCCAGUGAAAAGAUGCGAUACAUUGAACGUGUGAGCGAUCCAGAGGAACGAUAUGGUCUCUUUUGUGAGGCGCUCAUGUGGAAGCGAGCAUUGGAGGAAGCUUUCAAGAUGAAAGAUGAACACCGUAUUAUGAACGUCAAAGGAAGUUGUAACAGUCCCGAAUACCAAAUGAUGGCAGAUCAACUCUUGGCGAGGCUGGCUUAA
Molecule: messenger RNA, 3189 nt
Organism: Cylindrotheca closterium
Lineage: Eukaryota; Bacillariophyta; Bacillariophyceae; Bacillariales; Bacillariaceae
Source: the annotation of a GenBank genome assembly